Messenger RNA from Rhincodon typus (whale shark), 3072 nucleotides. It is a transcript of the gene chkb, whose product is annotated as choline kinase beta. The annotation marks the transcript as partial. Lineage: Eukaryota; Metazoa; Chordata; Chondrichthyes; Orectolobiformes; Rhincodontidae. The transcript is spliced from 10 exons. Gene Ontology annotation, molecular function: ethanolamine kinase activity; choline kinase activity. The record is from RefSeq and is a predicted model, not a curated record. Gene Ontology annotation, biological process: phosphatidylethanolamine biosynthetic process; CDP-choline pathway. Gene Ontology annotation, cellular component: cytoplasm.
CACAUUAAGCAAACCUCAAGCUGUUCUGAACAUUUUAACAUUCUGUCUCUUUACCUUGCAACUGAUUCCUUUUUCCCCUCUAGUGGAGGCCUCAGUAACCUUUUGUAUCUCUGUGCACUGCCGGACCAUGUGCUAAGUGUUGGGGAUGAACCUCGCCAGGUUCUACUGCGUGUUUAUGGAGCCAUCUUGCAGGGUGUGGACUCUCUGAUAUUGGAAAGUGUGAUGUUUGCUGUUUUGGCAGAACGUGCCUUGGGACCAAGAUUAUAUGGAGUAUUUCCACAGGGGCGCCUGGAGCAGUACAUUCCAAGCCGUCGGCUGCUGACUGAAGAGUUGGCAUUUCCGGAUUUUUCAGCAGAGAUUGCUGUGAAGAUGUCUCGAUUCCAUGGAAUGGUCAUGCCGUUCAACAAAGAACCAAAGUGGCUGUUUGAAACGAUGGACAGGUAUCUCAAACAGAUAAUGGGGCUGACUUUUAUCAGAGAAGCCCAUGUGAAGAAGUUCAACAAGCUGAAGAGCUUCAACCUGCCAGCAGAGUUAGCAAAUUUAAGGGCACUGUUAGAAGCCACUUGGUCACCUGUAGUUUUUUGUCACAACGAUGUCCAGGAAGGUAACAUUCUGCUUUUGGCAGACAGAGACCCCUCAUCCACGGAGAAACUGAUGCUGAUUGAUUUUGAGUACAGCAGUUAUAAUUACAGGGGUUUUGAUAUUGGGAACCAUUUUUGUGAGUGGAUGUACGACUAUACUUAUGAUCAGUGGCCUUUCUUCAAAGCCAGUAUGGAGAAAUACCCUAACCGACAGCAACAGCUUCACUUUAUCCGACACUACCUGUCUGAAUAUACUGGCAAUAAGGGAGAUUCUAUUCAUGAGGACCAAUCAAAGAUUGAAGAGGAGAUGAUCAUUGAGAUUAACAGGUAUGCCCUGGCAUCUCACUACCUAUGGGCACUCUGGGCCAUUUUACAGGCGAAGAUUUCCACUAUUGAGUUUGGUUAUCUGGAUUAUGCCCUAUACCGAUUGGAAGCCUACUUUGAACAGAAAAGAAUAUUCGCUUAACUUGCUGCAGAUGGGAAUCACUCUCAAACCUUGUACUUGAUUUUAAAAUGUUUGUGUUUUUUCUUUUUUAAAAAAUACUAUGCGUUUACAAUCAUUCAGUAUUGCUGCGUGACCACUUCACGUGUAUCCAUGUUUUGACUCUCAGCCACAGACUGAUCUAAUUCAAAGUCCAAUCAAGUAUGGAGAUUAAUGAAUAUUGUUUAGACUGCUGAUAGUUCAUAUAAAGUCAUUGUGCUAACAAGCUGUACAAGCUAGGAUGAUCUUUAGUGAAAGGCCUGGGGGCUCUGCUGAUCUAAAUCAGCAUAGGUUGAAUUGAACUUUUCUCUUGGUGCAUGUGAAAAGUGGAAAUCGGCCACAGCUUCUGCUUCUGAUCACUACCUAGUGGCCUGAUCUGUAGGAAAUGCCAGUUAAGAGAAGUUUGGGUCUCUGCAGAGCUCCCUGCUGCCAUGUACCCCACAGGCACUUGUUGUCUGCACUAACAAGUGAAUAAGGAUGGCUGCUAGUGACUGGGAGGGUAAAGGACAGGCAAACUUUUGAACUUAAAAGAAAAGCUGGUGUUAACGCUGUCGCAGAAUGUGUUGGCAUUGGUGAAAGCACUGGACAAAGUUCAUUAGACCAUAAGAACAUAAGAUGUGGGAGCAGAAGUUGGCCAUUCAGCCCACUGAGUCUGCUCUGGCAUUCAGUGCAGGGGUAGGUUUAUAUUUUGACUCAGUUUGGAGGACUAACUCUUAGUUCAGUGAAUAAAUGAAAAGAGUGACAUGGGUAUAUUUCCAUUUACUGACCUUUGGUCCCAGAAUAUGUGAAUUAGUGGCAAGGCUAGACUCCUUCCUAAUGUAUUUUCUCCCCAUCAAUACCUUUCUCAUCCUUACAGUAAAUUCUUUUCUUCCUAGCCUCCCUUUCCUGAGCUGUCCUGUAUGAUUUGUUGGAACUUUAUUCCCAUUCUACAUGUCUUGUUGAUUUACUUUGGGGCGUUGUGCUUAUUUUUGGGAGUAUAUUCUUAUGUUCUAAUACCAGUUUAACACUUGUUUUCAAUUAAGAAAUUGUUUGAGCAAUGUUUACCAGCUAAUUUUUAUUUUGGUUUAGAACAAACUUUUAAAGGAAUUAUAUUCUAGACAUGUAGCAGGAGUCUACAGAUCUUCCAUUGAAUAAUUCAGUUGGGUCCUUUUGUCUACUUUAUCCCUGAUCCUUGGAAAUUUUCUUUCAAUUUCUUGUAUUACUUAUAUAUUAACCUUUUGAAGAUUAUUAAAUCUGUCUCUGAUGUAGUAAAUGGCAAAUCCUAACUACUUGUAUUUUUUAAAGUUUCCUUAAGUGUCACAUCUGAAUCCUUCACGAGUCGCCAUAAAACUGUUCUCUGGUUAUUCACCCUUUUAACCAUUGGGAGAUGUUUGUUUUUGUUUCCUGUAUCAAAACAUUUUUCAUCUUAACACCCCCAAUUUAUCUCAAUUACAACUUCUCCAAGGAGAACUCUCAAUUUCUCCAGUCUGUCCACAUGACUGCCUCAAGAAUGAGAAAUUGUAUUGUAGUAAAGCAAAUCUUUCUCCAAAGACUCAUGUCAUGAAAAUCUGGAAGUCUGUUAUACAUUGGAAGUAAUUGUGAUAUCACCACCUUCCCAAUUUGAGUGAAGAGUUGGGUAUAAAGCAUCAGUGGGGUAUGAAGGCUGCUAUAAAUUAGACUUACAGAAUCAAAUGCAUAACUCAUGGUGUAAUUACAUUUGUUGGCUGAGACCAAGGCACUGAUUUUUCACUCCUGGAUAGGAUCCAUGGGGCAUCAGAUUCUUUUGACAUUUUUGACAUCAGAGUUUCUAGGAAGAAACAAACAGCUAGAGCUGAGUGAAGGGCAUAUCAUUCCAUUCACAAAUAAUCCCUGGAUAAGAAAAAUCAAAUGUCUAUCCCUCUGUAUCAGGCUGCUAUUUGUGAAAUAUUUACAAUGAAUCUAUUUAUUCAAGGCCAUGUUUGUGAUCCAUUAAUUUUACCUGUCUUGAUCCUUGACUUUAUCUUGUAAAUAAAAUGAAGCAUUUCGCUCUUG